AUGGAUCUCGAUCCCCCUGCGCCCGGCUCCGCCGCCAUGACCCCAGAACUGGGUUCGGUGAAUCUCUCCACCAUCUCCGCAGCCAGCCCUGAUGUUGGCGGUGCAGCCACAUCCGAACCGGAAACGAGUGCAUCCUUGGACAGCCGCCUCACUCAGCGCGCCCACACAACGACGGCUGAUUUGUCUGAAGAGGUGGUGUUGCACGCCAUUCUCCAAUAUCUGGAGAAUACUCCUUUUACAAAGGCCUUCCAUAGCCUUCAACAGGAGGUCAACUCUUUUGACCGCGGCUUGCGCGAGUACGACUAUACUGGUGCACGGCGUCACCUGUCUUAUGCAGAUGCGACAAGUACGGUCAUAGGGCACGGCCGGACAGGCUAUUGCCUCGAGGUAGAGCCUUCCGCAGGCAUUGUCAUCACGGGGGCUGAUGAUAGCAACAUCAAAGUGUGGCGCAGUGCCGACUCCCGAUUGCUUGCCACCCUGCGUGGCCACAAGAGCGAACUCUCCGAUCUUAGCGUAGACGCCACAGGUCGCUAUUUGGCCAGUGGUGAUAUGGCGGGAGUCUUGCGCAUCUGGGACCUCCACAAGGGCGUGUGUAUCGAAACACACCAGCCGCACCGCGGUGCCAUCUGUGGCGUGCAUUUUAGCCCCAACGCUGACAGCCGCCUUCUAGUGACGGCUGCCAAAGAUUCUUCCAUUACCUUUUGGACGUAUGACGAAGUGGCCGAUGCAAACACUUCCGUCAUGUUCCGCGCCAUCCUCUCCUUCUCAGCGCGCCUCCCGACACGAUCUGGUGUGCACUAUAAGUGCCGGUGCCGGCCUGGAAGUUGCGAAUGUUGUCUUCAGUUUGGUUGCUUUUCUCCUGGCGGUAACCUUUUUGCUGCCGCCCUGACCAACGCUGCGGUCCAGAUUUACCGUAUUCAUGACGAGCGUCAACACGUGGAACUUGUACACGAGGAUGUGGCUCAUGAUUCGACUGUGGAGUUUGUGGCCUUUUGCCCCGAUGCAACGGCCGUCAUCUCAGGAGGAAACGACGCCCAGGUGUUUUUGCGCCGCUAUCAGGAUGGCUGGUGUCCUCGCCGGCUUGACACACCCUUUGCAUCGGGCACCAAGAAAGUGUGCAUGAACUGGGGAGCCUGGACAAGCGAUGGCAGGUAUGCAGCCGCUGUCUUUGUGAAUCGCGCCUUGGAACCGGCUGUGUCACACCUUCUGGUGUGGGACAGUCGCACCUUGGAGCGGCGUCACAAAAUUCAAGCCCACACCUUUGAAGUGACGGGCCUAGUGUGCCAUCCAACGCAAGCCCAUGUUCUCGUCUCUGCGGGCCAUGAUGGUCGCCUCGUCAUCUGGAACGUGGCUGACGGCGUCAAGCUAGCAGAAAUGCAGGUUCGCCACGAGUUUGAGGGUCAGCUUCAGCCGGUUGACAUUAUGAUCACGCAGCAAAAUUUCAUCUGCACUCCUUGCCAUGUCCGAUUUGCCUCAAUUAGAACACCCGAGGGAGUGAUCUUGGAUGACCUGGCGCAUGUGCCUGUCAACGUCGUGGCCCACCGCUUAGUAUCACGGGAUACUUUUCCAUAUCCGGAGGAACUCCAGGAUCAUUCCACCGUUUUGAGUCGCCUGCAGCCUAGGCAAUCCACGGUGCUGGCCAGUCAAGUAGCCAGACGACUCAGUUCUCAACGCCAUGCCAGCGAAGCGCAACUUUUACAGGCCACAAAGGUUACUCUGCGACAGCCCGCCGAGAUGACGGCACUCACUGCUCAUGAGGGCAUGGGCUCAAGUCAACCCGUUGAAAACAUGGGUAGUGCUGCUCGUCCACGCCUCACUGCUGAAGAGCGCCGCCAGCGCCGCGAACAACGUGACCAAGAAUUUCAAAACGAGCUUCAGCGCGAUUAUGAACGACUCGACCAACAGCUUGACGAACAGGACGAAGAUUAUGUCGAGUCAGAGCAUGCCACUUCCGAGUCAGACUCUGACUACUCCGACUGGGAGGCCAUGGAGGCCAUGCAUCGUCGAUCGGCGCAGCGCGCCACGACUAGCUCGCGUGGUCGCUUGCUGCGUCGUCGCCACGCGUAUGAUGAUGACAGCAAUUCUGAUGAAGAGGAUAUGGAGGAACAAGAAGAGGCGAGGGGCAGGCGCUCUGCCUCCUCUGCUGCGACAGCGCAAAGCUCACGUGAUGCAGGCGCGCGCGAUCGGAACUCGCGCAAGAGCAAAAGCAUGCGGGCCUAUCGUCGUGGCCCGAUUCCUCUGGAAGACUAUCUGCCUUCAGCUUGGAUUUGCAGCGUGACGCUCGACAGUCCUUACUUGCCACAGGUCCAUGAUCAGAUCGUUUGGAUCCGCCAAGGGCACGAAGAGUACUUGCAAGCCGCUCAAGAAACGGGCUGGUUCAACACAAGCGCAACGCGGCCGCCUUGGGCUCGGCGCGAGCUGCGCUCGUUGGAAAUGUGCACCAUCGAGAAUCUUGGGUUCGAAAGCUAUCCGCCCGCUGUCGCUGUCGCGCGCGUCCGCAUCGAAGGCGGCGCCGGCGAUGGAGGCCGCCAAGACUUUUUCUCCUUUCGUUGGUGUGAUCUGGAGGAUAUUCCGGACUUUGUCGUUCUGCGUGGUCGCUACGAGAAUGCCGUGGCCACUCAAUGGCAACCAGGUCAUAGGUUCUCGGCAACCAUCGAUGGCGAGCAGUGGUAUGGCACAGUGCUUGAAGUGAGUCCAAGUGACCCGCAGCGUUUUCCGGACAGCCCAUGGCGCUGCUGCGUGGUACGCUGGGAUGUUGAUGGCACCGGAGAAGCAUGGCCAGAUGAACGGCUGAAUCCAUGGGAGAUGACACCAUUGGCCCCCGACGAUGCCAACUUUGAGCCGCCUCCAGAGAGUUUGGAGCUGGCCGUGGAUGGCGAUGGCGAGUCAGUGCGCCCUCUACCUGCUUUGAUCCGCCGCAUGCCGACCAAGGAUGACAACGUCGCCUUCCAUCGCGACCACCAGCUUGAAGAGAGCACACGGUCGCGUGUUUUGGCUGCCGUCACGACGAUUCGCCGGAGCACCGUGGGGUGGUGGCACAAGGUGAAGAUUGCUUAUCCGAUCGAUUUGGGAAUGAUCGAGCAGCGACUGGCCAACGGUUUCUAUCGCCGUGCGGAAGCCAUCAUGUGGGAUGUAGAGUUGAUGACCACCAACACAAUCAUCUUCAAUCAACGCACGAGUGCAAUCGUGCGCGCAGCUGAAAUCAUUCAAACUGUGCUGCGUCGCGUUGUGAACGGUCAGGUCCUUGGUACAUGCGCCUUCCCACUCACUCGCCUAGGCGCCCAUAGCCUGCUCACUUUUCGUAUCGCAAUUGGUUGUUUGACAGAACCGGAUUUGCUUGAUGUCAUUCAUCAGUGUCCCGAGGUGCAAAAUCCUCCGUUUGAGGCGGCGGAAUUGGCCCAUCUGCAGGCUUUGGUGGCCGAGGAGAACGAGGCGGCGAGCGGCGCCCACCCUCGCGUACCGUCACGUGAUGUGUCCAACACCGCUUCUCCGGCACGACGUCGGCCAUCCAGCAACGCGGGCCCCACUGCCAGUUCAGGCACGGCCCGCGGUCGUGGUCGUGGUGGGCGGCGCACUUCAUCGGGACGGGGCCGAGUAGCCCGUCGCCUGUCGACAUCUAGUGCUCACGUCAAGGCAGAGGCACGUGCAACUGACGAGCCCAGGGGCAAGGCAUUUCAUGCCGCGACUUUGUCGCCCAGCGAAGAAGCCGCUGCAGAUACUUCAGCGAAGACUAUUCGAGGGGCACGAACCCACUCAGAUAGUUGGCGGCAGUGUUGCCUCACCAUCCAUCACAAAUUGUGUGAGGUAGAGGUUACCGAAUUCUUGCUAGAUCCCGUUGAUCCAAACGUGCUCGAAGACUACACCGACUUUGUUGAGCAGCCCAUUUGUCUCCGGGAGAUUGAAGACAACCUUGUCAACAAGCAAUACCAGACAGCAGAGGAUUACGUGCGAGCGAUUCAGCACUUGCUGGAAAACGCGUUCUGCUACAACAUGUUCAACCCAGGUCUUGCAUCUCACAUCCUUUCGGCCUUCCUGCUGGGCCCGCGACACGCCUUUAGAUUUGUCAGCGAUCUGACGGCCAUGGAGGCACGAUUUAAUGAGCUACAACGCGAGCAUUUGGGCACCGUGCUGUAUCAGGGAGGCGGGGAGCGCAUGACGGCGGCGCUGCGAGCCGAUUGUCAAGCCAUCUUGGACGUCUUGCAACAACAGGAGGACGCUGCAGAGUUUGUCAUGCCUCUGGACGAGCAGGCCGAGUGGUACCCCGCCUAUGUCGAAAAGAUUGGGCAGCCCCUUUGGUUGCAAGCCGUGGCAGAGCGCCUUGCAGCCGGAGAGUAUCGCACGCUGCGAUCUUUCGCCAACGAUGCCGUGCGCGUAUUUGCAAAUGCCCUACGCUUCAACGAAGCCACGACUGACUUUAGCUGCGCUGCUGAACGACUUUUGGGUUUGCUGGUGCAAGAACUGGAGCGACGCACGCGCUUUCGGGUCGCCAACACUUUUGUCAAUCCAAUCUUGCAGCAGGCGUCCCAAGUGGAUGCGCACGGUCCAUUUCCCGUGUCUGACACGGUGGCCAUGAUUCGGGAGCUGAUACAGAUGCAGCGUGUUGCUACACCUCAUCGGGGCCGGGGUGUAGCAGCGGCGCCUGUACCUGAAGAAAUGCUGCCGCUGCAGGAGGUUUUGCGCGAGCUGGAGACUGGUCAACUGCGUGGUUGGCGAGCGCUCUAUACGCGUGUGAGAUCCCUUGUUGUUUUGGCCUGGUACCGAGCUCGUGGGGAUGAAGGUGUUCGUCAGACGUUGAUGAAAGUGCAUGAAAGGUUUUACGACUCUUUCAUGACUCACCUGGAAGAUCGCCUUGAUCAAGCCAGCGCUGGCGCAAGUGGUAGCAGACGCGGGCGUGGUCGGUCAGCGCGGCGCGGCGCCCGUGGUGGCAGCGGGCGUGGCAGGGGGCGAGGCCGGCCUGCUCGGCGAAGGCCUCAAUGGGGUCAUUCAAGUGAUGAGGAUGAGGAUGAGGAGGACGACGUUGAAGAGGAGGAGGACGACGAUCACUACGAAGAAGACGAUGCCUCGGAGGAUGAUCACGAAAGCUCCUUCGGCUCUGAAGAUGAUGCCGAUGAUGACGGCGCACCGGCUCGGAAACGGGCCAGACGUUCGCGGCGAACAUUGCGCAACUAG
Molecule: messenger RNA, 5169 nt
Organism: Monosiga brevicollis MX1
Lineage: Eukaryota; Choanoflagellata; Craspedida; Salpingoecidae
Exons: 14
Coding region: 1-5169 (1722 amino acids)
Biological process (GO): response to hormone; regulation of cell shape; cytoskeleton organization
Cellular component (GO): nucleus
Molecular function (GO): protein binding; DNA binding
Source: RefSeq, a predicted model, not a curated record